AUGGUUCGUAAUAUUAUCGACAUUAUCAAAGCAGUGGACACUUCUGGUCUUUUUAGUGUUAUUGAGAAACUUUUUGAAAUUUUAAGUUAUAUGGAUGUCGAUUGCUAUCAUGUAGCAAUUUAUUUAGGCAAUAAAAAGGUAGUUCAUAUUGGUUCUUCUAAAUUUGUUAAAUCUAGUAAAAUUAAAGAUAAUAAAUCUUUGUUAGGUGCUCGGACUGAUAACUGGGUCGAUUUUUUGCAUGGCACUGAUAAAUUAAUUAGAUAUCAUCCGAUUAUCCCUUUUCAAAGACCAUCCAAAAUUCAAAAACAUAUCACCAAAUCUGUUUUGGCUAAAUAUGGAGCAGAAUCUUAUAGUUUUUUAGGUAAUAAUUGUGAGCAUUUUGCUACACUAGUAGUAUGCGGCAUUCCUUUUUCUAUCCAAGCAGAUAAAAUCUCCCUAUCAGUUCAUAAAUUUCACUGGGAUUUAGCAAAAGAAAUGCUAAAAAAUAAGCAAGAAUUUGCCAAAAUGAGCAAUUCUGAAAAAUUUGCUGAAGAGUUAACUAAAAAUAAAGAACAACAUGUUAAAGAAAUAAACAAUUUAAAAACUAAGACAGAACUAUAUGAAGAAGAACAAUACCAGUUAAUACAGUUAACUAAAUUAGAAGCAGAGUUAGAAAAUUUAGAAAAAUUAAUUAAAAAACUCCAAGAUCAAACCAACAUUAAUGAUACUAAUUCGGAGAUAGAACUAAGAUCUAUCUCUCAUUAUGGCAGAACUGCUUCCUCACUUUCUUCGAAUAACCAAGCCUUAGUAAUUAACAAAGUGUUUCUUUAUGCAUUAAGAUUAUUCGAAUAUAAAGAUAAUAAGUUAACUGAAUUAGAAAGAUAUGCCAAAAAUAAAGUGGGUUAUCCUACUCUCGAAAAUAAAAACCAAGUAAUAGAAUUAGCUGAUACUGCAGGCAUUGAAAACUUUUAUACCAUCACUCAGUAUUUAACCCGCACCAUCCCUGUAAUUGGAGCCGGUUUGGCAAUCGAAGGUGAUACUCAAACGGGAGCAAUCAUUGCCGGAGUUUCUCUCUAUGCUGAUUAUCUUAUCUCUCGUGGAAAAGAAAAACUUUUUAAAUCUGAACAAAAGAAAGAAAAAUUAUCCGAAUUUAAUAAAGAUGCCGAAAAUAUUUAUGACCGAUAUCAAGAAUUAGCCGAGAUUCUUAAACCACUUCGUUCUGAUUCGCGAGAAGAGUUAAAUAAAUUACUUAAAAUUUUACAGCAAGAACUUAGGGAAAUUACCAAAGUAGCAGCCAAAUCAGAGUUAAGUAGAUUGUUUAUUAGUUUCCGAGAUGGAAACGAAUUUGAAUAUAAGCAAGGAAUUGCCAAUAAUGAGAUAGAAGAAAGUAUUAAAAAUAGAAUGUUAGAAUUGGAGGUAAUUCAAAAAGACAAAGAUAAUACCUCGGAAUUUGAAAAAGGACCAUUAGUCAGCACUUUUAACAAUAAUAGUAGUACUCAACUUCUAGAAAUUAAGGAUACCCUUUCUACCGCUUCUCAAUCCACCAAUGUUUUCCGAAAAAGAACUAUCAGCAAUUCUAAAGAAAAUGAAUCUACUAACCGAGAAGUUCAUGAAUUGGUAGAUUUACAAAUUCAGGAAGAACUUCAAUCUCACCAAGAAAUCCCACCUAAAUAA
This is a messenger RNA of Funneliformis geosporum, 1653 nucleotides long. Lineage: Eukaryota; Fungi; Glomeromycota; Glomeromycetes; Glomerales; Glomeraceae. The record is from the annotation of a GenBank genome assembly.